GAAUUUCUUACAGUAAGAGUUCUCAGUCGGUUACAAAUUUACUGUGUUAUAGUAUUUUAUUACGAUGUCUAUCAAGAUUUUUCUAACUUUAUUUGUAAUAUUUAGUUCCAAAUCCAUCCUAGAAUCGAAAGAGUAUCGCUACGACUAUAGGUAUAUCUCUGAUAUUGAUGGUUGGAUAAAAAUACAUUUGUUUCCCGCAAAAUGGCAGGACGCUCGCCUCCGUUGUCAAUUAGAAGGCGCAGUGCUGGCGUCACCAGAAACUCCAGCGUUAGCGUUGAUUUUAAAGUCAAUGGCGGCAGAGCGUUUCCCGUGCGGCUUGUACACAGGAGUCCACGCGACAUUCUCGCCAGGAGACUACUUCUCUGUCGAAGGGACACCUAUUGCAAGAAUGCCGAUAGAAUGGGCCCCUAAUGAACCGGACAACCACGAGGGCAAAGAAGAGUGUAUAAUCCUGCAAGGUAACGGCACUGCCGCUGAUGUUGUAUGCACGGACUUGUAUCCCUACGUGUGCUACAGGAGGAGCCCAGUAACAUUAAAUGAAUGUGGCAGCGUUGACCCGGAAUACCAUUACGAUUCAAGAACUGGCUCCUGCUAUAAGUUCCACGACGUGGGCAAGAGCUGGUCGCGCGCGUUCAUGGCAUGCGCGUCUGAGGGAGCCUACCUCGCUAUCAUCAAUAGCAACGUGGAGGCGAACGCGCUUUCUGGGUUGUACGGCAAAUAUCCAGAUUACCAAAUCAGCGGGAAAGUAAAACACGCAGCACACAUAGGUUUUCUCAGCUGGGGAGACAUUGGCACUUGGACAACUAUCCAUGGACAAUCUAUCAAAGCAGCGGGCUACUCGAAGUUCGCAAAAGGUCAGCCGGACUCUCCGGAUGUCACUCCAUGCGGGGGAAUGUUCAGGAACGGGGAACUGGACGACUUUUCAUGCCAGGCCACGGGACCUUUCAUUUGUGAGAAAACCCCAGACAGUCUGUAUGAAAAUGCAAUCAGGCUGAACCAUUUAUAGUUUAAGAAAAAAAUUACCUACUGCUGUGAAUAAACGUAUUGGGAAAAUUA
Messenger RNA from Papilio polytes (common Mormon), 1056 nucleotides. RefSeq lists its product as uncharacterized. Bases 65 to 1006 code for a protein of 313 amino acids. The transcript is spliced from 6 exons. The record is from RefSeq and is a predicted model, not a curated record. Gene Ontology annotation, molecular function: signaling receptor activity. NCBI's taxonomy places the organism in Eukaryota, Metazoa, Arthropoda, Insecta, Lepidoptera, Papilionidae.